AUGAGCAUCCUGAAGCUGCCGGUAGUUCUCACGGUGUUCUCGGUUGCAUUAAACUAUCUGAAGGCUACCCCCAUGGAAAGUCAUCAGGUGGAAAAGAAGAAUUGCAACACAGCCACUUGUGCAACUCAACGCCUGGCAAAUUUUUUAGUUCGUUCCGGCAACAAUGUUGGUGCAGUUCUCCCGCCUACCAACGUGGGAUCCAAUACAUAUGGCAAGAGGAAUUCCGUUGAGGUUUUUAACAGAGAACCAUUGAAUUACCUAUCCUUUUAG
Manis javanica (Malayan pangolin) is the source of this 270-nucleotide messenger RNA. It is a transcript of the gene IAPP, whose product is annotated as islet amyloid polypeptide. The record is from RefSeq and is a predicted model, not a curated record. Gene Ontology annotation, molecular function: hormone activity. Gene Ontology annotation, cellular component: extracellular region. Lineage: Eukaryota; Metazoa; Chordata; Mammalia; Pholidota; Manidae.